AUGUCGGGCUACGACUACGACCUCAACAACGACGACGACGACGACCCCUACGGCGACAUCGGCGACCUGUCGGCGUCGAGCAGCGCCGACAUCGGCAAGUACCGCGCGGCCCUGGAGAAGCGCCAGGGGGGCGCGCGGCCGAGGUCCACGGAGGAGAUCCUGCGCCAGUCGCGGGAGCAGAGCGGCCGCGCGGCGUUGCUGCGCGCGUCGGCGGCGACGACGGACCGGUCGCUGACGAGCGACGCCGGCGGCCCCGAGAGCGACGCGAACGAGCGCACGGGCCAAUCGGAGUUCGCCAAGGGCGCGCGCGACAUCUUCGCGCUCGACUCCCUCUCCUCCGUGGACCACCUCCUCGAGUCGCACGACCGGUCGACGCCGUCGACGGGCGGCCGCGGCGGCAAGCGCCGCCAGCGCCGCGGCCAGGACACGUUCAGCCCGCCGCCGACGCCCGACGACGACGGAAUCGGCGACUCGCCGCGGUCGCCGUCGGACGUCGCCGACGACGACUCGAGCGACAUCGACCCGGAGCGCGACUUUAUGACGACGGCGCAGCGCGAGCAGCGGGAGGCGGCGAAGGAGGCCCUCCAGCGCCGGGAAGAGGACGCGCGCGCCGGCGAGGCCGCGCGGCUCCAGCGGGAGGCCGCGCGGCUCGCCGACGAGCGGCGGCGCGAGGCCGACGACGAGGAGGCGCGGCGCGGCGCGGCGAUCAAGAAGGCCGCCGCGGCGCUCACGCAGCGCGAGGCGGACGUGCAGCGGCGGCAGGAGGAGCCGUUCCUCGGCGAGAAGGUGAGCGACGACGACGACGACGACGACGACGGCGCCAUGUUCCACGAGCUCGUCGAGUCCAUGGGCGACGACGACGACGGCGCGUCGCCGGCGCCGGCGCCGCGGCGCGCGCCGUCGGAGCCCCCCGCGCGGUCGCCGUCGGAGCCGAGCCAGCGCGGCUCGCUCACGCAGCAGAGCGAGACGUACGGCGACGACGACUUCGAGGACGACUUCGAGGCCUUCCGCGAGGACGAGGCGGCGUCGCUCUUCGCGUCCGUGGGGCUCGAGCUGCGCGAGGCGCGGCGGGAGGCGCUCCUGCUCGCGAACGGCAAGGACGCGGACGCGAACUUCGUGCCCCGCGCGGCCUUCGACGAGCUCAUGCGGGGCUUCCCCAACGCGCGCGCGAGCCUCGAGAGCCGCGGCGGCGCGUCGAGCGCGGCGUCGGGCGACGUCGACGUCGCCUGGCUCCGGGGCGACUUCGCGUCGUCGCUCGAGAAGGACGCGGCGGCGCACGACUGGUACGACGCGGCCGCGGCCGCGUCGGGCCGCGAGGGCCUGAGCUCGGAGGAUCUCUGGGCGGCGCUCGACGCCGACGUGAACCUCGCGACGCGCCGGGAGGAGACGCUCGACGUCGACGACCUGCGGCGGUCCGCGGGCUUCGCCGCGCGCCUCGCGCCGCGCCACGUGUCGCGCGACGACCUGUCCAGGUUCUGGCGGUCCCUGGGGUCCAUCGACGGCGCCAUCGACGGCGCGGGGCGGCUCACGGACCGCGACAAGUUCCUCGAGGGCGUCCGCGCGUCCGUCGAGUUUCGGCCCGAGACGGCGCCGCCGGAGAUGGACCGGGGCUGGGACCUCGGCGACGACGACGACGACGAGCCGGAGGAGCCGGCGUCGCCGGACUCGCCCGCGUCGCCGGACUCGCCCGCGCCGCCCGCGCCCGCGCCGCCGCCGGCGCCGGAGGCCCCGCCGGCGGCGCGGCGGCCGCGGGUCGCCGACGCGCGGCGCCCGGACCCCGACGGCGUCGCGUCGGCGAUGGCCGUCGCCGGCGACGCGCUCCGGCGGCGGAGCGCGGUGGUCGGCGGCGACGACGACGACGUCGCCGACGUCGACCGGGCCAACGAGGCCGCGCUCCGCGCGCGGCGGCCCGCGGUGGAGACGACGGCGGACAUGUGGGCCUACGUCGGCAAGUUGGCCCAGGCCCAGGGCAUCCUCGAGAAGCUCCCGACGGACGCGGAGCUCGACGAGCCGCCGGCGCCCGUCGCGCCGCCGAAGCGGAAGCCGCCGCCGAAGAAGAAGGCGGCGCGCGCGCCCGCCGCGAAGCCCAAGCGGCGCGUCGCCUGGUGGGAGCAGGCCGCGCUCGACGCCGCGGGCGCGGCGCGGCCCAAGAAGCGCGAGUCGCCCGGGGCCCGCGAACCCCCGACGCCCGCCGCGCCGCCGCCGCGGCCGACGACGCCCGAGGACCCCUGGGCGAACCCCCGCGACGUCGUCGACUGGAGGCGGCCGUCGAGCUCGCGCGGCGGCCGGCCGGCGCGGGUCCCGGCGCUGCCCGGCGACGACGCCGCGUUCCAGAUGCAGUACACGGACCUCAUGGCCAAGCUCGCCGCCGGCGCGACGCAGACGGGCCGCGGCAUGCGCGCCGACGACCUCGAGAUGCGCGCGGCCAUCUCCGAGACGAUCCGCGAGCGCUUCACGAGCCGCGACGUCGUCGCGUCGCCCGCGGCCGUCGUCGCUUUGGGCGCGGCGCUCUUCUGCUGCGCCCAGCGGACGGCGCGGGCCGCCGCCUGGUACGGCGCCCUCGAGUCGCACUCCUUCCUGCUGCCGCCCAUCGUCGCCAAGGCGCUGCCGGCCUGGGUCCGGUUCAGCACCCUCGACUUCUUCGGGUCCGUCGUCUGCUGCGCGGACUACCGGCGGCGGCUCGAGGCGGCGGGCCAGUCGCACCCGUGGUUCGCGGCGCUCGCGACGAGCACGCUCAUGCAGUUCGGCGGCACGACCCUCGUCGGCCUGCUGCUGGGCCAGCCGCCGAGCUGGACCCUGAGCCACAACGCGCCGCGGAGCCUGCUCCUCGCGUUCUGGCUGACGUGGAGCUGCCCCGGCGACCUGUGGACCACCGCGUACCGAAACUCCUUCGUGCUCCGGCUCUUCUUCGCCACGGGCGCGGCGCUCUCGAGCGGCCACGCCAUCACGUCCUGGGGCCAGGACAAGGCGCUCAACGCCUUCCACGUCCAGGCCCAGGGCGCGGUCUUCUCCGCGCUGAUCGCCGGCGCGCUCGGCGCGUCCGGCGGCGGCCUGCUCGCGGCGCUCCUCGACCCCUUCGGCGAGCGGCCCGUGGGCCAGCGCUCCUACGGCGCGUUCCUCAGGGCGGCCGUCGGGUCCGUCGCGUACUACCUGCUCCGGGACCCGCACGGCGUCCUCGCGGACGAGUACGGCUACGCGGCGCUCGCGCCCGCGACGGCGAAGAUGAUCGUCGGCGCCUACGCCGUCCUCGGCGCCGUGCCGGACAUGGUCGUCACCUUCGACGCGUCGCCCUACGCGCCCGCGCGGCUCGUCGAGGCCGCGGUCCGCUUCGCGCUCCGCGUCCCCGCGCGCGUCGGCGCGCCGCCCGCGAAGGCGAAGACCGCCUAA
Molecule: messenger RNA, 3387 nt
Organism: Aureococcus anophagefferens
Lineage: Eukaryota; Pelagophyceae; Pelagomonadales; Pelagomonadaceae
Exons: 3
Coding region: 1-3387 (1128 amino acids)
Source: RefSeq, a predicted model, not a curated record